AUGGUCAAAGGGAGCAUGGGGAAUAAAUCCGUUCAGGAGUCGCCGUAUCCUAUGGGUAUCCGAUCAGAACAAAUAACCGAGUUUGCACGACUACUCUGGAUUGAACCAAAAUACGACGCGCGUUCAACAGACGAGUAUUGCAUCCGAUAUGAUAAUGACGACUCGAUUCUCAUCACAGUGACGGGAAAGGAAUACAAUGAAAGGUCUACACGUGAAUUCCGCGAUUCGUCUGGCCUUCCUUUAUUUGAAAUCCAGAAAGUUUCGUCUUUAGGGUGGAAGUCUCGACGUCCGUGGCGGAUUCGAUUACCAGGGAGCAAAGAAACAGAUCUGGUUGAUAUCAGAUUGAGGGGCUUGAUGAAAAAGACCUUUGAGAUGGAUUUCCGCAAUGUAGUCACGCGCGACACAAGGAACGAGGACGAUAAUAUGGUUCAUAUGGUGGUGCACCGCGUCUCGUCUGUAUACCGAGUAUACGAGGUGAGAGUAGACGGCCUCAAAGUCGUGGAUAUACGCGAAAGCAUGGAACGAAAUAGGUCCGUCCCGACAAUGAUGUAUAAUUCAAGUGGGGGUAUAUUGCCUUCUCGGUUGGUGAUGGAAGUUCUAGUGGCUGCAGAUUUUGAUAUGUCUCUGGCUUCUCUCAUCGCCGUCAUCAUUUGUGAUAUCGGGUUUAGUGCAUCGCCUCCACACUCGAAGAGUCGAAUGCAUGCUAGCUUGAAUAUUCCGUGA
Messenger RNA from Penicillium antarcticum, 723 nucleotides. RefSeq lists its product as uncharacterized. NCBI's taxonomy places the organism in Eukaryota, Fungi, Ascomycota, Eurotiomycetes, Eurotiales, Aspergillaceae. The record is from RefSeq and is a predicted model, not a curated record. Bases 1 to 723 code for a protein of 240 amino acids. The transcript is spliced from 2 exons.